UGAAUGAUACGAAAAGGAAGCGCUUCUAUUGGCUGAAUGCUGUCAUCUGAGCGAGGAUGAUCCGCCACUCCGAGAAAACCUGUCCGAGGGCUUCCUUCCGUUCAGUUGCGGCAGCGUCGCCCUCAGAGAGAGGUAUUUCUGCUGCUUGUGGUCCAAGAUGAGGUGUUUCCAGUUCCUCCUUGCUCUGUGCGUCGCCUCGUCCUUCGAGAUUCAAGAAGGAUGUAGAGUGCGAGAACGCAUAGAGGAGGAAGACUUCUUGUUUGACUCGUUGGACUUCUUGGCCGCCUUCCCUCGCAAUCAGAUGGAUCUGAAAGUACUGGUGCAGUGCGGCGAGAGAAGUGAUCUCAUCCACAUCCGUUCACAUGGCAUAUCAUGGACCAAGAAACAGAAGGGAAAGGAAACGGUAGAGGUUGCUGGCAUUCCUCCCCCAUAUAACAUCACAGGCUGGGAAAGGUUCACCCUCUCCUUGAAGGACAAAUUAUCCCUCAAGGACAAGCAGAACCACUCGUGGGCGCCAUUCGACAUUCCCCUUUCGUGCCACUCACUGGAGAUCUCCAUCAUAGGCAAGCACCUCACCCGCCAGUGCUCGCCCCAAACGCCCAUGUGGGUGGUCCAGGGAAAGAAGGUCGACAUUCCUCUGAACGAAGGAAUCGAGGGAGUAAGAGAGGCCCUCACGCUCUUCUCUGUGCUGCCCUUCAGCCCUACAUUCAAUAUCUGCGACGCGAGCUUCCCUUUAGGACUCCGUGACCAAAAGCUGGUGACAGGAUCCAGGCCCUUGGAAGGCUCUGCAUACAGCCUUUUCCUCAGUGUACUCCCUGACAACACGUUGAAGGUGGAGAGUGUGAGAGAGCUGUUGGUUUCGAACCUUAAGGCGACGCCCACGAGCAUGGGGAUUCGAGGCCGCGACGGAGACAGGUUCGUGGUGGUGCAACACCUUGUGUCUGGACGCGGCGCCGAUGAGACUGAGGACCCGAGGCAACCCGAUGCGAACGCCCGAGAGAAGGGAGACCUGUGCCAGAAACCAGAUGUCAUCACUUGGACUCUCGCUGGCAUUUUGGCCACUAUGAUUGUCGCCUUUCUCGUCCUUCUCAUUAUUCAUUAUUUAUCCACAAGGACCAACAAGCUUGGGAAUCCAACGUCCAUUCAAACAACGCGCAACACCGCACAGCCCGAGGCAACACCAGUUCUAGUACCCGCCCGUGCGCCGGGCCCUCCGCCCGUCCCUGGCCCUCUGGCUGGCUCUCCUGUCCCCUCAACGCUGCCAAACCUGUGCCACCUUGGCCAUCGGGCUCCACCUGAUCAUCUCUCCCGAAAAUCGCCAGCUGCCACCGCUCAUCUGACCUCACAGACGCCCUCUGGGAUCAACUUCCCAGGACCCUCUUGGCUUCCCCCGGCACUUGCCGCUGGCCCUGGAGUGUGUGACCAGCGCGGCCUCGAGGGUGACGACGAACAGGGUGUGUACUUCGAGAUGGAUCUCCGUGCCAGCACGCUCCCGCCGCCGAGAUCAUAUGGUAGGGCGGUUGAAAAUCAUGUCCUUGCAUAUCUUCAUAUUUUUUACUGUGUACAUUUAGUAUUUAAUUAAUACUCGACAUCAGCCGUAAUUCAAUGCCUAUUACACAGCUUUUACUUUACAGCUCUUUGAACGCCAAAUAUCAUUGCGCGUUUUUCGGUCUCACAAACUAUUUUACAUAAGACAGGAUAACAUCCCUUUUACAGAUAACAUUAACGGAAGGCAGCAUACCAAUACUUCUUCUCUCUCCCAGCGCUUCCUGAAUUCCAGUACGAGUGUGAAGAAACCAUCAACGACACGUACCAGAGUGCUGGUUAACCUGUAGAGCUAACCAGCUCAACAGGCUAGCAGUGGUCCCUGCUCUUAGUCCGUUAUUUCUUGCCUCAUUAAGUUAUUGCUUUUUUAUUAACGUCCAUACAUACAUUUACACCCUUAUAGAUAGAUAGAAAAAGAGAUAGGUAGAUUGAUAAUCCAUCCAUCCAUACACAACAUAAAUAAAAGAGGAGAUACGUGGAGAGAGAGAGAGAGAGCUAUUCACUGCGCCAUGUGUCGUGUAGAUAUUCACGGUGUUGAUUACGUUGCAUGAAGGAAGCGACUGUGGUAACCUUUUAGGUCCUAUCCUCCAAAAAGUUCCAUAUUCCGGGGAGGCCGACAGGCGAACGAAGCCGUGAUGCGUCUGAAGAAAAGCAAACAGACUGAUAAGCAAAUGUCUGUGUGUGCUUGUAUGUAUGUGUCUGUGUGCGCGCGUACAUAUAUACAUAGAUAGUUAGAUACAGAGAUAGAAACAUACAUAAAG
Molecule: messenger RNA, 2306 nt
Organism: Penaeus vannamei (Pacific white shrimp)
Lineage: Eukaryota; Metazoa; Arthropoda; Malacostraca; Decapoda; Penaeidae
Source: RefSeq, a predicted model, not a curated record